Molecule: messenger RNA, 2857 nt
Organism: Tuber aestivum (summer truffle)
Lineage: Eukaryota; Fungi; Ascomycota; Pezizomycetes; Pezizales; Tuberaceae
Source: the annotation of a GenBank genome assembly
GGGAACCGGACCUAGCAACUCUUCUCUCUCCUCUGUUUCUUCCUGGCUAUCCUUAUUGUUUUUUUUUGUUUUUUUUUUCACUUUUCCCUUCCUGUUCCGCCCCGUCCACUUCCCUUGACUCUACCGUCUGAUUAUUCCCCGCCAUGUCUGCUCCACGAGGGCCGACCCUCAUUACUAUUCCACCAGAGCUAUGCUGGUCCGUCCUAGAGUCUCUCUCAUCGCGCGACGUGGUUGCUCUGAGGCUGGUUUCUCGAGCUUUCUACAAGUACUUCACUUCAGAGGAAGUGUGUCAUUACGCCCAGAAGCUCUACUUUCCACUAUCCUCAGAGUGCAGUAAAGAGCGACGUACUAGACAGGAUUUUGACGCUGCCUAUUCCAGGUCCAUGAACUGGAAACAAGGGAAACCUUCCCACGUUGAGAUUAUCGAAAAAGUAGCGCAUGCAUCUGCUAGCUUGUCAAAUGGUUUCCUCGUAGAUUCUAAUCAGAAUCUGUUGGUCUAUCAACGGUAUAAUCUCCCAUCUUGUUUGUUUGGUUGUUUCAUUAUAUAUAUAUAUAUAUUUCUCCCCUUGCGCCUUCGUCUGUGUAGGAGCGGCUCUAACGUGAGAUCGUGUCACAAAGUUCCCGUGGUGUUAUUGUGCUCAAGGAUCUAAGUCACCCUGUGGAUGACGCUGCUGCCGAUACUAUCAUCACUCUCGGUAAUGAGCUUGGGGAGUGUAUUAUGAAACGCUCUGAGAACAUACAUCUUAAGGAUGGCGAGAGUAUUCGUAUGUCGACAAACCGUGGGAUGCUGUUGGUAGUUGGAGAAGCGCAUAUCCAUCCUCAGCCGCAAGAAGGUCACAACCAUCAGGCUGUUGCCAGCGAGGGUUCUAGCUUCUUUUCCUCCUGGCUGAAUUGGGCGUAUGUAUCUGCUUCCCAUAAUUCUUUCAUGUCCCUGGGUCUGAAGUUUGGUGCAUCAGCUGGGGCACUUCCCCCUCGCCUCCUCUGCCACCGAGAACUUUUUUUCAGCAUCCUCAUAGCCUUUGUGCUGUUUUCUCCACCAGGCCCCAGGAUCGUGGAAAGUUGCUUUAUACGUGGCUUGAACGUGAUUCUUUCAUCAUAGAAACAGCUCUCAAUGAAUUCUAUGCUAUCGCUGAAUUCGACCUUGUCGAGCAGCGGCUGGAAGGGUACAUUUUCCCGAAACUUGGAAAAUCCUCGAGCAAGCUCAACAAGCGCUUCUCGUUCACCUCAGCCACUUCUCAACAGACAGACGAUGCUGAAGCAGGGCAUCAUUUCACGAUUAAGAAGAAAGCUCUUUACCCCCAACCCAGCUCUUUUUCAAUUGCUCCUGAUACCCGUGGCAAGGUGUUCUACCUAGGCUUCCUACCACCCAGCACAGAUCGUCGCCCUGUGGUUGAAGUGCAUGCAGUUCCGCAGUUUAGCCCCCUGGAUGGCACUUGGAGUGAGUGCUCUGUCAUCAAACGAGUUGUUCUACGCAGUCUUGGAUUGUUCCCUGUAACUACCAAUGGUUCGACCAGAUCAUCCUUCUGGAUCGACUUUGACGACGGAACCACUGUCAGAAACCUCAAAAGAUCCAAAAUUGGACCCUGUGGCAAGUUUGCUUGGGAUCCUGACGAAGACGUCGUCAGAAUACGAAUGAAAGGUGAUCUCAGUAUACCCGGCAUUACUGAAGAGGGUGAAUCAGUCAACAUGGUGACUUGGGUCAUCACUGCUCGACCAUCCCCAAUUCAACCUUCCACAAUCUCAGACUGGCGUAACGGAAAGGAGUGGGCAGAGAUCCCUGAUAACAUUAUUCACGAUAGCAAUGCUAGCCCCUACGCCAACGAGAAUGGCGAGAUUGACUGUGAAGACGUUUAUCCAGCCCCCACAUACUAUACAAGACCCCGGGACUUUCAAAAGUUUGUUGGUCAGCUGGAACCGCUUCCCAUUGGAGUUGAACUUGACACACUCGAAGGAGCGAACGAGUCUGGGAACUACCCUCCUUACCUCUGGAUCAAAAACCCGGAGAAGAUAAACAAGAAGGUCUACGCACUUUUCAGCAAGAUGUUCCCCGGCACGCUCGUUCUGAGCCCAGAGGUUGGCGCGAGUGAGGGGCGUGGGGAAAUGUCUGCCGAGGACCUAUCAAAGCAUGUCUCCUACCCUCCUCUCCCUGGUGUGAAUGAUGCAGAUUUCAGGCCCCCAGGACUGUUGAUGAAGACCACGUACAAAGUUGAGCUUGAAGUCGGAAGGAGGGUUGCUGUCCGUGGUGCGCAACCCGCAAAGCAAGUGCCAAAGAAGGGCAAAUCCAGUUUUCUGGGAAGGGUUAGAGAUGGUCACGCCUACACGCCUGUUGAUGAUAGCUUGACUCCGUCCGAGGGGGGCACUGUUGAGCUGCCAUUCCCGGGAUUCAAUGAAAUCCCCAAUAAUAGGGUUCUAACACGCAUGGAUAAGUUGAACAAGAAGUUCUGGGUGUAUGGGAAGGAGCCAGAGAUUCGGCGUAAGGGAGAGGUUUUGGAAGAGACGAUUGGUGAUCGAAUCGUGGUCGUGAGGUUCGACUAGAUCAGAUUUCUUUGUGGGAUUUUUUCUCUUUUUUUUUCUUUCUCCUCUUGAGCAAUUACCCGCAUUCAAUAGCACUAUACCUAACAUUUUUUCUUUCCCGUUUCAUUUAUCUUUGGGGCUGUCCUUCUACCCUAUCUUUAUGGUUUGUUUGAGGCUCUCUUUGCACUUUGACGGCGUAACUCUAUCGAAUCUUCCCUAAUGGGUUUAUAUCGGGCUUUGUUUGCGUUGGUGAUUUCCCUUCCGUUUUAAAUCAACCCGUGAUAGCUCCCGGAGAGAGAUUAGGCAUUAGUACUCAUUAAUGGAUGAUGUGAUUCUCCCGUUG